GUUUUUGAACACCGUCUUAUAUACUCAUUCUAACAAAAAAAAUUAAAGCCCAAAAACUUCCUCUCAUCUCCCAAGCAUCCCACCUCUCCUCUCCACCAUCUGCUUGCCGCCUGCUCAACCUUACAUGGUUCCAGCCCUAAUCGACGAACCCUAAACCCUAAUCAAACAUCACGGUCCCUAAACACAUUUGAAGAGAUAUUAUUAUUAUGUUGCAUAGACCCUGUAGAAGGUGCGAGGGCAGCCAUGGGUGUCAUCGUUCUCGAUCUUUAUCCCGGCUUCAGAAUCAGCCCCUUUUAUCUCGGGAUUAAGAAUGUCCAACCCUUUAUCACAUUCUAGAUUUUAUCCUCUAAUUAAUGUUGCUAAUGCUAAAGCUAAAAACGCAUCCAUGAUAAGUGCGACGCUUUGUGCUCAAGGUGCGCUUGACCCGAAGAAGGUUGAAGGGAAGAUUUUGCUGUGCUUAAGUGAUCAAUUGCAGAACCAUGAAGCAUACACUGUAAAUGUGGUUACUAGUUUUUUAUCUUCAUACAAGGAUCACUUGGAGCCUGCUAUUGCCAAUUUGAGGAAGGUGCUACAGAGCUUGAAAGGUAGCAAAGAAAAAGACGAAACAGGUUAUCCCACCACCAUGGCGUCACCUACUUCUUCCGACGAGACUAACGAAUUUUUUUUGAACGUGGUGAUGGAAACGACACAAAUAAUUAUAGAGGAGGAAGAAACCUCGUCCAAACGGAGAAAACGACAACAAUGUUUAAACAGGGAUCGUGAAGGUGCCCACGAUAGGUUGAUGGCCGAUUACUUUGCCGAAAACCCGGUAUACACGGAUGAAAUGUUUAGGCGUCGUUUCCGAAUGAGCCGUCGUCUUUUCUUACGUAUAGCCAACGAUUUGGCUAAUUAUGACCCAUUUUUCACAUUAAGAUGGGAUGCUACAGGUAAAAGGGGGUUUACCACUUUACAAAAGUGUACGUCGGCAAUUCGCCAAUUGGCUUAUGGUACAAGUAGCGACAUGUGGGAUGAAUAUUUGAAAAUGUCUGAUAGAACUUCACGAGAGAGUUUGUAUCAAUUUUGCAAAGGGGUGGUCAAGCUAUACAGCACGAAGUACUUACGAAGGCCAACAAAGAAUGAUAUCAUAAAGUUGUACCAGGCACACGAAAGUAAACAUGGUUUUCCUGGAAUGCUUGGUAGCAUAGAUUGUAUGCAUUGGCCUUGGCGUAAUUGCCCUAAUGCAUGGCGAGGUCAAUUUACUCGUGGUGAUCAUGGUCAUCCCACAUUAAUUCUAGAAGCCGUGGCAUCAAAUGAUCUUUGGGUUUGGCAUGCUUUCUUUGGUGUUCCUGGUUCGAAUAACGACAUUAACGUUCUUGGUCAGUCAGAUGUUUUCAAUGAUAUCAUUAAUGGUACGGGGCCUGAUUCUAGGUUUUCGGUUUCAGGAGUAGAAUACAAGCAUGGGUAUUAUCUAGCUGAUGGAAUAUACCCAACAUACACAACGAUUGUUAAAACUAUACCGUAUCCAGAAGAUGAAAAAAGAAAGAAAUUUGCAAAAUGUCAAGAAUCUGCUAGGAAAGAUGUUGAGCGUCUAUUUGCGGUUCUACAACAAAAAUGGCACAUAGUUGCAAACCCAGCACGAGCACUUGAACUCAAAACAUUGAGAUAUUGUAUGUAUGCUUGUAUCUUGCUGCAUAACAUGAUUAUCGAAGACGAAGGUAACGCCAUAUGUGAAUAUGAUCCUAACGACAUUCAUGAGAAUGUUGUACCAGUUGAUGAAGGGCAACAAGAAUCUAACAUGUGGGCAUUAUACAACGAGAUUACGCAUAACCAUAUUCGUUCGGAUUUGAUUGAACAUGUUUGGCAAUUUGGUCGGGUUAACAACAACGAGUAGUUUUUUUCUUAAUUUAUAAUAUGUAAUUUAA
Helianthus annuus (common sunflower) is the source of this 1901-nucleotide messenger RNA. RefSeq lists its product as uncharacterized. The record is from RefSeq and is a predicted model, not a curated record. The transcript has 8 exons. NCBI's taxonomy places the organism in Eukaryota, Viridiplantae, Streptophyta, Magnoliopsida, Asterales, Asteraceae. Bases 311 to 1870 code for a protein of 519 amino acids.